AUGUCGACCACUCUACUCUCCCUGCUUUUAAUACUUUCCAGAGCCGAUUUGUCCUCGCAAGAGGAAAUUGUGCCGCGCACCGUCUCCCCUUCCACAACGACCGAUUCCAGCCCCGAUUUAAGUCCCAAGCCGACGACGUUCGAUCUUUCAAAAAGGACCGAUCAUAUCCCCCCGAAUUUCUGCGGCUGGUAUUCGGGUUCAGGAUAUGAUAACAGAUGGACCUACAAUGAUCCCUCGGUAACAUGUUUCUGGAACAGCGAUGCCAAAUUCGUCGGUGAUCCGACUCAACCACAGACGGCUUGUAUAGGGAACGCUGAAUUGAGUACAUGGUCAUGUAGUGGCUCUGGCUGCUCUACGAGUGUCGCAAAGUGGUAUGUUAGCGCGUACAACAUAGGACUGAUCCUGAUCCUGAUCCUCCCCGAUAAUCCUAUUAACAUCACUUCUGCAAUCCAGCACCGGUACCCAACCAUACUGCGUGACAUUUUCCUACGGUUUAGAUUACCUGUCCUUCGUAUGCUCUGA
This is a messenger RNA of Penicillium cosmopolitanum, 522 nucleotides long. RefSeq lists its product as uncharacterized. The transcript has 2 exons. The record is from RefSeq and is a predicted model, not a curated record. Lineage: Eukaryota; Fungi; Ascomycota; Eurotiomycetes; Eurotiales; Aspergillaceae. The coding region runs from base 1 to 522 and encodes 173 amino acids.